Molecule: messenger RNA, 2256 nt
Organism: Exserohilum turcica Et28A
Lineage: Eukaryota; Fungi; Ascomycota; Dothideomycetes; Pleosporales; Pleosporaceae
Exons: 6
Coding region: 1-2256 (751 amino acids)
Biological process (GO): DNA-templated transcription; regulation of DNA-templated transcription
Molecular function (GO): DNA binding; zinc ion binding; DNA-binding transcription factor activity, RNA polymerase II-specific
Source: RefSeq, a predicted model, not a curated record
AUGAGCGCGCCUACGGCUGGGCCGUAUGGGACGCAGUCGAACAAGAUUGCCAUUCCACGACUGACAUCGCGACGCGUCCCGCCGCCGCCGACGGCCAAAUCACGGCAGAGAGACCGCGUGCAACGAGCCUGUCGCAACUGCCACAAGAGAAGUGGGCCUCUCACUCUCCCACUCAACCUCUCUCCGUCUGACCUCACCAACCCAGAAAUCAAGUGCAGCGGUAGCCUUCCCCGCUGCAACUACUGCGACAAGACCGACAAGCCGUGCGUCUAUGAGCGGCCCCGGAAAGACCGCCUGGCCCUCGCCAACGACCGCAACCAGACACUCGUCUCGGUCCUCAAAGAGCUCAGCCUACGGGUGAACGACAGCGACCGCCAGAGAAUUGCAGACGCUCUCCAUGACUCUGACGAGGAGCCCGCCUCGCCCGCCUUUACCGCUUCUUCUGCCGGCCACCAGCCAUCCAUGCCCCGGCUGGAUGGCAUUUUCCCGGAAGAAUCAUCCGACGACAACGACGACGACGACGAAGCAUCAAACUCGCGGGGUGUAGUCGAAGCCGGCUAUCUGGGCCAGGUCUCGGAAAUCCAAUGGUUACAAAGCCUCCAGAGCAGGGUGCAUGCCGUCGACACUGCCUUUCUGAAACCGGCAAUCGCCUCCGCGCCCAUGGCAUACCCCGUAUCUCCAAGCCUGGCUCAGUCACUGGCUUUCAUGUCCAUGGACCGAAUCCAACCCGCCCCUCCGACUACCUACCACCUUGACGACGAAGGGGUCAAGUUUUUACUCGGGGGCAACCCGUUUGAGCUUCCUCCAGAGCAAACUGCCAACCUUUUGUUUCAGUGCUUCAACAGGACAGUCCAAACCUCCUUUCCCAUGAUACCCGUGAAGCUCGAGGCACAGUUGCGCCAAUAUUACAAUCUGAUCCGCACACGUCAAGACGUACACUGCCCAGAAAAAUGGUUUGCCCUGAUAAACCUCGUAUUUGCCAUUGGGGCAAAAUUCUCCCACUUGAUUCAAGCCGACUGGAGGGCAGAUGCCCUGGACCACGUCACGUACAUAUCGCGCGCAUAUCAGCUGCUUACGAUUAAUGACACUAGGUUUGUGCUCUCGACUCCAGAUUUGUCUUCUACUCAGGCUGCUGGUCUCUUUGCCAUAUACUACAUGACUGCUGGUCAAUUCAACAGGGCCUGGGUCAUGGCCGGGGGGGCUAUGCGAUCAGCCUUUUCUCUUGGCCUCCAUGUUCAGCAAGAAGAUCAGUCCAUGUCUGUAGCCAGACAGCAAAACAAAGUCGACACGUGGUGGAGUCUGCACGCACUGGAGAGCCUUUUGAGCUCCAUCACAGGUCGCCCUGGUACUUUCCCAGGCGAAGAGAUCACGACGCCUACCCCCAAAGCUUUUUCCGACAUCCUAUCCGGCACUCAUGGCCAAGGCGCCUCCGUAGCGACAAACAACAUGUUUCUGAACGCCGACUCGAAUCUACACUUGCUAACGCAGCAAGUCAUGUCCAGCCUGUAUACACAAAGGAAGUUUACUCCCUCGUGGCCUCAAGUCCAACAAAUCAUGGUGGGGCUCGUCGGGGACCUGGACAAAUGGGCUGUAGACUGCGUCCCUCAAUUCCAUUCGGAUAUUUGGGCCAUGAGCUACAAUCAGCAGCGCGAGAACUCUCUCCUCAAGUUGCAGUAUUACCGCGUAAAGAUUCUCACCACACGCCCCUCACUUCGCCGCAUCGAACGCUGCUCCGAGCUGGGAUCCGUCGACUUUACCGGUUUGGACCAAUCCAUGGCCGAAGCUUGCAUCCAGGCAGCGAGUGAUGUUGUCUCAGUGUUGGGCACCGUGCCCGACAUCAAGACAUUAUACGAAAAAGGGCCCUGGUGGACAAUCGUGCACAAUGUAAUGCAAGCUCUUGCUGUCCUCAUGAACGCCAUUGCAUGCCCAGAGCAUUUUUCCUCAUCCCUUUCCCUCUCUACAUAUGGCGUCCAUCAACUUGUUGGCUGGCUGCGCGCCAUGCGCGACAACAACAUCAUGGCAGCGCGCGCCCAUCAAGUUGUCUACUCGAUUGUCAAGACUUCUAAGCCCUAUGUUUGGGCAGGUGUCGCAGACGCUUUUCCAGACGACUUUACCACUAUACUGUAUCCGCCUGUUCUGGUGCCGACACAAGUGGAUGCAAAGUAUGUGCCCUGGCCUGCCAACGAACAGGCCGUAGAUGCGUGGUUUGAUUACGACCUUGAUACCUUUUUUGGAUUUCACUAUCCUAUUAUCUGA